This is a messenger RNA of Prorocentrum cordatum, 1459 nucleotides long. Lineage: Eukaryota; Dinophyceae; Prorocentrales; Prorocentraceae. The record is from the annotation of a GenBank genome assembly.
AGAAGAGACAUCUCACCCCAUCGGCUCCCCCCUCCUCCUGCCGGAGGACGCAGUAAGCGAGAGGUCAGGAGGGAGUCGGAGAAAGGAUGUCGUAGGAAGCAACCCCUUUCCGUCCAUACAUUCUCGUUUCCUUCAUGUCUCUUUCCUUUUCUCCCAGCCUCUCCACACCCUCCUGGCCUCUCCGCCCCUCCGUCCCUCCACUCCCCUCCCGGACGAGGUUCGAGUGCCGAUCGGGACGGCACUUUGGACGGGUCUGGGGACCGACGCCGCCUCGAAGUCGUCACCGAGGGCAGGCUGCGCACGCAAUCUUCCGAGGGCGCACGGGAGCGGCAGGACCCGCAGCCUCGUCUGGCCCAGGGCGCAGGCACCGUCUUCGUGUCGCCGGCCGCAGCCGCAGCCUCCGCCCCCGAAGCGGACCGAGAGGCUGCGGGGCAUCCGACCGGCGCGCCGGGCGGCCAUGGCGGGCGGGCGGGGCGACCCUGGCGACCUUCGCCGGCUGGUCCUGAAGGUGACCGUCGAGAUCUCCCAGGACCAGGCCGACGUCAUCCUCGUGUGCGAGGGGGAGGAGCCCGCGGCGCUGGCGGCGCAGUUCUGCGCGCGCCACGGCCUGCGGGAGGCCUUCCUGGGCCCGCUCGCGAGGCACAUCCAGGAGAGCCUGGACAAGGUCGCCCGCGGCGAGGUCGUGGCCUGCGACGAGCUGGCGGAGAGCCCCUGCGACGACCUGCCCGGGCGCCGAGCGCCGCCGGGCGCGCGGCGGCGCCGGCGCCGCCGGGCGCGCGCCGGGCGGGCCGCCCCUGGCGGGCGGGCGCGCCAGGCGGUGGCUCCCCGGCGCCUCGCGCCCGCCGGGGAGCCCGGCGGCAUCCACGGCAGGCUCUACGACGAGGCGGCGCAGCGCGAGCUCAAGAUGAGGCACCUGCAGAGCCACUACGCCGGCCUGAAGCAGCAGGAGGAGGACCGCGAGAUGACGUUCAGCCCCAACCUGGAGGCGUCUCAGCGCAGGUGCCCUGGAUCGUCACGGUCGGUCCGAGACCCAGAGGGGCUGGGAGCCAAGAUGAAGCUCGAGAUGAUGCGCGCCGAGGCAGAGCACGAGAAGCUGGCCCAGGAGAGCCUCAUGUUCAAGCCGCAGCUGUUCUCGCGCCUGGAGGCCGUGGCAUCCGGUCGCGAGGCGUCGUCGCCUGGGCGAUCGGUGUCGGCAGGCUCGGUCACGGUGUACGACGACCGCCCCCGGCCCAGCCCGUCGCAGGCCGACCGGCCGGCGGGGCGCGACUGCGCCACCCCGUCGAGGGCCCGGCGCCUCGACUCGGCGAGGUCGGCCCGGUCGGAGGAGCUCCUCGCGCGAGGCGAGGCCUGGACGCCCAUCGCCGACCCGCCGCAGGGGCCGUGGGCGGCCCUCACGCCCGCGUCGCGGGCCGCAGCAGGCCCUGCAGCUGCGGGCCCGGCCGCCAGCGUCGGGUCGGCG